GAAGUUAUUUUCAUCGUUUUGGCUGGGGAAAGCUAGACGCAGUUCGAUCGGAUAGAUGUGAUAGAAUGGAAAUGGUUUUGCGGCGGCAUUUGAAUACGAUUGCCAACACUAUUUCUCAGGCAAGACUAGUUCAUAGAAUAGCUAUCUCAUACUUUCUGGGGGUGCACAGUAUUUGCCGUGUAAUAAACCGAACAGAUUUGUCUGUUAAUAUUCCACUAAAUGAUCUUCCUUUAGUCAUCAUUCAUCCGCAAGUUGGAAUGUUUCAAGCUAUAAAUUUGGGAUGUUCUGCAUUCAUAAUUGACGAGAACAUUGUUCUUUGGUUCUUGAAUGAAUUUAUCCCGGCGCAUGAUAUGGCUGACUACCGUAUAGCCACGAAGUAUUUUAUAGUGAUGAUUCACUCAUCAAAUGAUGAUCAGAAGACCACUUUAGAAAACAUACAGAGCCAUCCCGUUCUUGAGGAAAUUUCGAAUUUGCUUCUUGUUGUCCAGAAGAACGCCACUUUCGAACUUCUUACCCAUAGAUAUGUGGGGAGCAGACCGACAUCCUUGGAGUACCAGCUGCUGGAUAGAUACGACGGAGAUAAUGAAUCGUUCAUCUACGGAAGAGAUCUUUUUCUGGACAAGGGUACAAAUUUACUAGGUAAAACUUUUCGGGUGGCCUGCUUCCAUUUAGUUCCAUGGAUUAUAAUGCGUCAAGGAAAUAAUGGAGUUUUCAAAUAUCUAAAUCAAGCAUACACUGUUGAUGGCUUGGAUGGGUAUCUGUUGACUCAGUUUUGUCUGCGAUACAACUGUACCUGGGAACUGCAUGUAGAUCAAAAGAAUCAGUACGGCAAUGUGUUCGACAACGGCACAGGCAAUGGAAUGUUUGGAGCUUUGUUGGAUCGUAAGGUAGACUUCGCAAUGGGAGCCGUGGGUGGCUAUUAUGGUACUUUUAAAUACUUCAGCUUGAGUGAUGUAAUUCAGUGGAUUGGCGUUACUUGUCUUGUGCCAAAACCUGGGCUGGUGCCAAACUGGCAGUUAAUUUACAUCAUUUUCUCCACAUCAGUAUGGAUUACGCUCGGAGCUAUCUUUAUUACUGUAUCAAUUUGCUUACAUAUCUUCAAGUCGACUACAAUCCCUCGGACGAAUCAAGGAUUCUCAUGGAUAUUACUCAAAGUGCUCAGAACAUUCGUUCUGACUUCGGCAGACAUUCCCACAAAUACUGCUGCGGAAGUAACUACGGUCACAGCGCUUCUCAUGUUCACCAUCAUCAUUGGAAACGUCUACAUCGGUAAAAUUCAUAGCAUUUUGGCGAUACCACCGUAUGAAGCUCCGAUAGCAACAGUGCUAGAUCUUGCCAAAGCUGGGAUCCAAGUGAAUGCUCCUCAUGCAGCUUGGAUGUACGCGUUGGAUUUAUCAGAAAACGAAAAAGAUAAGACCAUUCUGAAAAAUUUUCACGUACCGACUAUCGAAAGGUUUACCGAUAUUACCGACGGAGGUCAGGAAGCAACGAUGGUUGGGUUGCUCGAAAAUGGUCAUAUAAUGGUCGGCAAUUGGAUCAACGCACGCAAUGUGGAGCUGUAUCGUAUCAUGAGCGAACCGUUGUACUUCGAAUACGAGGCAGGUUACGCCACGAAAACGUGGCCUCUUUUGGAUCAUUUCAACUACUUGGCCGCACAGAUCAGAGAUGCAUGCUUGCUGCGUUACAUCGAGUUGUUGGAGGUCGAUCGUUACAUGGAUCAUUUCGUACAGGUAUCGAUUGAACACUCCUGGGAUAGGCCGCAUAGUGCGUUGAAAGAUAUGAAUGUAGAGGAAAUCUCCGGAGCGCUGAUGCUUCUUGGAAUGGGAUGUGCGGUUUCAUUAGUGAUUUUCAUAUUGGAGUUGGUGUACCACAGGUAUAGCUACUGUUUGCAACAAUCUAGACUUCGUAAGUAGAG
Molecule: messenger RNA, 1915 nt
Organism: Aedes aegypti (yellow fever mosquito)
Lineage: Eukaryota; Metazoa; Arthropoda; Insecta; Diptera; Culicidae
Exons: 4
Coding region: 66-1913 (615 amino acids)
Source: RefSeq, a predicted model, not a curated record